Messenger RNA from Paramecium sonneborni, 1345 nucleotides. The record is from the annotation of a GenBank genome assembly. NCBI's taxonomy places the organism in Eukaryota, Ciliophora, Oligohymenophorea, Peniculida, Parameciidae.
AUGAAGGAUUGGUAAGGAUUUAGAUUGGUUAGAAUGGAUGUUAAGAAAGAUUGUUUGAAUGAAAAGUUUAUAUAUAAUAUAGAUAUUAAUUAAAAAUCCGUUUUAAUAUAAAUGAGAGUCGGGGUUGUUUUGCUAGUUUGUUUUGUAUUAUGUUAAAGUAUUCCAGUACAUAAGAAAUUUUUGUAACUAGAUGGGUAAUUAAUGAGAUAAAUAGUAGCUAAGAGAAUGAUGUUUAAUAUACAUCAGAGAAUUUGUAGGUGGUUGAGGAGAAAAGUAAAAAUGGAGAUGUUCAAAUAUUGGCAGCAUAAGAGAGUGAUUUGAUGAUAAAUUAAAUGGAGGGAUCAGAGAAAUAAGAUUUACAAUAAUCAUUGGAUGAUGAAACACCAUUGAAUAGUGCUUAUGUAAUAAAUAAAUAAUAAUAUAAGUUCGAAGAUGAGGAUUUAAAUAAUGAAAUAAUGGAAGAUGCUAGUUAAAAUAUAGUGGAAGACUUGAAGUUGAUUGGGUAAUUGGAAAGCAAUAAUAUUAUUGAUGAAAAUCAUUAAGUCAUAGAUACUUAAGCAGAUAUUACAGAUGAUAAUGAAAAUUAUGCAUCUGAUACAAUGAAUGUCAAUGAUGAAAUAUAAUAAGAGAUAUCAGAUUAAUAGAAUGUUGAAGAUACAAUAAAUAAUGAAGAGAAUUAUUAUGAUGACUCGGCUGAGAAUAAUAAUGAUACAUUGUAAGUAAGUGAAAAUGUGUCUUAAUAAUUAAUUGCUUAAGAAAAUGAAGUUCCUGAUCUCACUAAUAUGGAUUAAGAUCAAAUUAAUUAAUAGUUUGCUUAACCUGAAUAUGAAGUUUAACCAAAUCAAAUUGAAUAAACUAAUCAAUAAGACUAAACUAUUAUUAUUGACAAUGAAUUAAAUUAAGAUGAAAAUCAAACAUAAACUUAAGUAAUUGUUGUUUAAGAUUAAACUCAUGUAUAAUCUGAUUAAUAAGGUCCAAAAUAAGUUAAUAUCCAAUAAGAAGUCAAUUCAACUGAUCCUAAUAAUAUUGGUGAUAUAAAUGAAGAGUAAAAUGUUCAUAAUUAAAUUUAGACAAGCAUCCUAAUGUAUUGAAUUAUAUAGUUAAUGUUAUUACAAAGGAGAAUCCAUGAAAGCAUGUAAUGAUCUUGGAUAAAUGAAGUAAAUUAAUCUAUUCUAUUUUUUAGAGAUUUCCCAUAUGAAAUCAAAUCCUUAAAGAUUCCCUAUGGAACAACACUUACCAUAUAUGAUCAUCCUAAUUAUGAAGGAGAAAGACACACCUUCUCUAAAAAUGAAGAGUGUUUAGCUAAUGUAAUUGUUCUAACAUAAAUUACAUUUUGAAAUUUAUC